GCUCUUUGGAUUCCAGCUGCCGUAAAUCGACAGAAGAAGAAGUCGGCGGUAACUAUGGCGGCGCACCGAGUCCUGUUCGCUGUGAAGAAUGCCACAUUCCAGAGCAGAUGUCGUGUGUUGCAGAACAAAGCUCAGUGUUCCUCCUCCUACAGUCACACUGAGAAGACCUUUGAUAAAAUCCUGAUCGCCAACAGAGGAGAAAUCGCUUGCAGGGUCAUCAAGACUUGCAGGAAGAUGGGCAUCCAGACUGUAGCAGUUCACAGUGACGUCGACUGUAACGCUGUGCACGUGAAGAUGGCGGAUGAGGCAGUGUGCGUUGGCCCCGCCCCCACUAGUCAAAGCUAUUUAAAAAUGGACGCCAUAAUGGAUGCCAUCAGAGCCACUGGAGCGCAAGCUGUUCAUCCCGGCUACGGAUUCCUGUCUGAAAACAAAGACUUUGCAAAGAAACUGGCAGCAGAAGGUGUGACUUUUAUUGGACCAGAUACUCAUGCUAUACAGGCAAUGGGAGACAAAAUUGAGAGCAAGCUGAUUGCCAAGGCCGCCAAGGUCAACACUAUACCAGGCUUUGAUGGCGUGGUCGAGACGGCUGAAGAUGCUGUUAAGAUUGCACAGGACAUCGGUUAUCCAGUGAUGAUCAAAGCAUCUGCAGGAGGAGGCGGGAAAGGAAUGAGAAUUGCUUGGAAUGAUGAAGAAACCAGGGAAGGUUUUCGAUUCUCAUCUCAGGAGGCAGCUUCCAGCUUUGGAGAUGACAGACUGCUCAUUGAGAAAUACAUAGACAAGCCCCGACACAUAGAGAUACAGGUGCUGGCUGAUAAACACGGUAAUGCUCUGUGGCUGAAUGAGAGAGAGUGUUCCAUCCAGAGGCGGAAUCAAAAAGUUGUUGAAGAAGCUCCAAGUACCUUCUUGGAUCCAGUUACACGAAAGGCCAUGGGUGAACAGGCAGUUCAGUUAGCCAAGGCUGUCCACUAUUCCUCAGCUGGGACGGUGGAGUUUCUAGUGGAUUCAAAGAGAAACUUCUAUUUCCUGGAAAUGAACACGCGUCUCCAGGUGGAGCAUCCAAUUACAGAGUGUAUUACUGGGCUGGACUUGGUGGAGCAGAUGAUCCGGAUUGCUAAGGGUUACCAGCUGCAGCACAAACAGGAAGACAUCCCAAUAAAUGGCUGGGCCAUUGAAAGUCGUGUCUAUGCUGAGGACCCGUACAAAUCGUUCGGCCUUCCCUCCAUCGGACGGCUGUCUCAGUACCAAGAGCCACUCGACAUCAGCAACGUCCGUGUGGAUAGCGGCAUCGAGGAGGGAAGUGACAUCAGCAUCUUUUAUGAUCCUAUGAUCUCCAAGUUGGUCACUUACGGUGCUACGCGAGCUGAAGCCCUGGCCCAGAUGGAGAAAGCUUUGGACAGCUACGUUGUCAGAGGUGUGACCCACAACAUUUCCCUUCUGCGGGAAAUCAUCACUCACCCUCGCUUUAUUUCUGGUGACGUGAGCACUAACUUCCUGCCUGAGGUCUACCCUGAUGGCUUCAAGGGUCACCAGCUGGGUGUUGAAGACUGCCGCGAGCUGCUGGCUUCAGCAGCAGUGCUCCAUGUGGUUUCCCACGUCCGUGCUGAGAAGGUUUUGGGGGAUCUGAGGAUUGCGUCUUCUGCAGUGGAGCGUAACCACUGGGAGCUGAGCGUGCACCUGGGAAAGAAAAGACACAUGGUGGAGGUGUCCAGAGCAGGACCAGGAAAUGAAUAUAAAGUGCAGGUGGACGGAACACAGCUGGAAGUCAGCGGACAGUGGAACCUCUCAUCACCACUGCUGCCGCUGACCAUCAACGGCAGACAGAGAACGCUACAGUGUGUGUCCAGAGAUGCUUCAGGAGAGAUGGUUCUACAGCACCUGGGGACUCUGUUUAAGGUUCGAGUUCUGUCCACGUUGGCUGCUCAGCUGAACUGCUUCAUGCCUGAAAAGGUUCCAGAAGACACCAGCAGCCAGCUGCGGUCCCCGAUGCCGGGGACGGUGGUGAGUGUGUCCAUCAGACCCGGAGACACGGUGGCUGAGGGUCAGGAGAUCUGUGUGAUUGAAGCCAUGAAGAUGCAAAACAGUCUGACCGCCGUCAAGCAAGCGAAGGUGAAGACUGUCCACUGUAAACCAGGGGACACGGUGGGAGAAGGAGACCUGCUGGUGGAAUUGGAGUAACAUGAAGACCUUUGACCCUUGUUGUCAGCAUCAGGAUGGGUUCAGAUCCCGUCUGUCCACAGACAAAGAUCGACAUUUAUUGACAGACUGAACAGGAACU
Molecule: messenger RNA, 2275 nt
Organism: Thalassophryne amazonica
Lineage: Eukaryota; Metazoa; Chordata; Actinopteri; Batrachoidiformes; Batrachoididae
Gene: pcca
Product: propionyl-CoA carboxylase subunit alpha
Exons: 23
Coding region: 55-2175 (706 amino acids)
Cellular component (GO): mitochondrion
Molecular function (GO): metal ion binding; propionyl-CoA carboxylase activity; ATP binding
Source: RefSeq, a predicted model, not a curated record